Ictalurus furcatus (blue catfish) is the source of this 7714-nucleotide messenger RNA. It is a transcript of the gene chd4b, whose product is annotated as chromodomain helicase DNA binding protein 4b. Gene Ontology annotation, molecular function: histone binding; ATP hydrolysis activity; ATP-dependent chromatin remodeler activity. Gene Ontology annotation, biological process: negative regulation of transcription by RNA polymerase II; chromatin remodeling. Gene Ontology annotation, cellular component: NuRD complex; nucleus; chromatin. The record is from RefSeq and is a predicted model, not a curated record. NCBI's taxonomy places the organism in Eukaryota, Metazoa, Chordata, Actinopteri, Siluriformes, Ictaluridae. Bases 478 to 6333 code for a protein of 1951 amino acids. The transcript is spliced from 40 exons.
GUGUGUAUUAUGGGAUGGCACUGGACUAUUAUGGGAUGUCAGAGCAGCGAGAGGGAGGGUGGGGUGCCAUCUCUAUGGUAACAUGGUUGCUAUGGGGGCAGGGACAGAGUGUGUGUGUGUGUGUGUGUGUGUGUGUGUGUGUAUUAGGCAGGGUGACUAUUAUGGUCUGUAGGUUGCGAGGUGGCUGUGCUGAGUUCAGUGUGUGUGCGUGCAGGAUUAUUAUGGGAUGUCCACCCCCCCCUGGUCUCUCUUUGUGUGUGUGAGUGUGUGUGUGAGGGAUUGGAGAGGAAAAGCAGGGGGUGAACACUGGCCGUCGUGUCUAAACAACAUUACAGCAGUUUAGCAGCUUUUUCUUUCCCCGGAAGUUGAAGAUUAGUUUAAUGAGGGUUUAAUUGAAUUCUGAUCUGAAAUAAAGGCAGCAGAAGCGGGUUACCUGUUCCUCGGGCUGACCUAUGCGCGAGCGUUUGUGCUUCCAGAAUGUCAGGAAGUGAAGAGGAACCCGCAGAGCAUUUCAGCUCCAGGAGGCUGUUAGAAGAUGAUGGAGCAGAGGAACACGCACCUGAGAUGGAACCUCCAAAAUCCAAGAAGAAGAAAAAAGCAAAGAAGAGUAAAGAGAGUAGGAGCAGUAGACGACAGAAAGCCCUCCGAGAGGAGGUGAUGGUGAGCUCUCCUGAAGCUCUGGAGGCUCUGCGGCUGGUGGAGGAGGAAGAGGAGGAGGAGGAGGAAGAGCGGCCCGUGCGAUCCGACAGCGAGGGGAGCGAUUACGCCCCCAGCAAGAAGAAGAAGAAGAAGUCCAGCUCCUCCUCCAAAGACAGGAAGAAAGCAGAGAAGAGCGGCGGAGGGAAAAACAAACGGAAAGUUCCAGACCCGGAGGAAGAAGAUGAGGAAGACGACGAUGAAGACACUGGACAGGGGCCGAAGUCUUCGUCUCAGCUCCUGGCAGAGUGGGGGAUGAAGGACAUCGACCACACCUUCACACAGGAGGACUAUCACACGCUCACCAACUACAAAGCCUUCAGUCAGAUGAUCAGGCCGCUGAUCGCAGCACGGAACCCAAAAAUCGCCGUGUCAAAGAUGAUGAUGGUGCUGGGAGCCAAGUGGCGUGAGUUCAGCACCAAUAACCCCAUCAGGGCAUCUGCAAACGCUGGCCCCGCCCCUCUGACUGUCGACACCGUCACUGCACCUAGAGGGGUGGAGCUAGCAGGACCUGGGACCCCUUCCAUAGCAACGACAACAUCGUCAUCCUCGGUAACGGCAACGACGACAACACAACCAGCGCCUGCUGCACCACCACUACGCAAAGCCAAGACCAAAGAGGGCAAAGGCCCGAAUGCUCGCAGAAAGACGAAGCCCAAACCACAGGAUAAGAAAUCUAAAGCGAAGAAAGUGGCGCCGCUCAAAAUCAAACUGGCUGCAUUCAAGAGGAAAAGAUCAUCAAGUGGUGAGGAUGAUGACGGCGAGAGUGAUUUUGACGGUUUUUCGGUGAGUGACGGGUCGACCCGCAGCAGCCGCACUAAGAGCAAAAAGUUGAAGAACUCCAAGAAGAAGAAGAAAGUGAGUGAGGAAGGAGACGGGUACGAGACGGAUCAUCAGGAUUACUGUGAGGUGUGUCAGCAGGGCGGGGAGAUCAUCUUGUGUGACACGUGUCCCAGAGCCUAUCACAUGGUGUGUCUCGACCCUGACAUGGAGAAAGCCCCUGAGGGCACGUGGAGCUGCCCACACUGUGAGAAGGAGGGGAUCCAGUGGGAGGCGCGAGAGGAGAGCUCAGAAGGUGAGGAGGAGAAUGAUAGAGGGAUGAGGGAUGAUGGAGGGAUGGAGGAGGAGGAGGAGGAGGAGGAUGAUCAUCACAUGGAGUACUGUCGCGUGUGUAAGGAUGGAGGAGAGCUGCUGUGCUGUGAUACCUGUCCAUCAUCUUAUCACCUGCACUGCCUCAACCCCCCCCUACCGGACAUCCCCAAUGGAGAGUGGAUCUGCCCCCGCUGCAGGUGUCCUCCUCUGAAGGGAAAAGUCCAGAAAGUUCUCACAUGGCGCUGGGGUGAAGCCCCGCCUCCAAUUCCAGUGCCCCGCCCACCCGACCUCCCCGCCGACUCCCCUGAUCCACCUCCUCUGAUUGGCCGAAAGGAGAGGGAGUUUUUCGUAAAGUGGUGCAACAUGUCAUACUGGCACUGCUCAUGGGUUCAGGAACUACAGUUGGAGCUGAACUGUCAGGUGAUGUUCCGGAACUUUCAGCGUAAGACGGAUAUGGAGGAGCCCCCGAGUGUGGAUCAGGCUGAGUGUGAUGAUAAUAAGAGCAUGAGGAGGAAGAGUAAAGACCCGCUGUACGCUCGCAUGGACGACCAGUUCGGCCGCUACGGAGUCAAAAUGGAGUGGCUUCUGAUCCAGCGCAUCCUCAACCACAGUGUGGAUAAGAAGAGUAAUGUUCAUUACCUGAUUAAAUGGAGAGAUCUGCCGUAUGAUCAGUCAUCAUGGGAAAGUGAGGACAUGGAAAUCCCUGAUUAUGACACGUAUAAACAGCAUUACUGGAACCACAGAGAGAUGAUGAUUGGUGAUGAAAACCGACCAGUUAAGAAGCUGAAGAAGGUGAAAGUGCGAAAGAUAGAAAAGCCUCCUGUAAACCCUGUGGUGGAUCCGACGGUGAAGUUUGACAGACAGCCGGAGUACCUGGAUGUGACCGGGGGGACGUUACACCCCUAUCAGCUGGAGGGACUGAACUGGCUGCGGUUCUCCUGGUCUCAGGGCACAGACACCAUCCUCGCUGAUGAGAUGGGCCUCGGCAAAACCGUACAGACCGCCGUGUUCCUCUACUCGCUCUUCAAAGAGGGUCACUCUAAAGGCCCGUUCCUGGUGAGCGCUCCUCUCUCCACCAUCAUUAACUGGGAGCGGGAGUUUGAGAUGUGGGCUCCGGACAUGUACGUGGUCACGUAUGUGGGAGAUAAAGACAGCCGAGCCGUGAUCCGCGAGAACGAGUUCAGCUUCGAGAAUCACGCCAUCCGGGGAGGAAAGAAAGCGUCCAGGAUGAAGAAGGAGGCAGCAGUGAAGUUCCACGUGUUGUUGACGUCGUAUGAGUUGAUCACGAUUGAUCAGGCCGUGUUGGGGUCUAUAGACUGGGCGUGUCUCGUAGUGGAUGAAGCCCACCGCCUAAAAAACAACCAGUCCAAGUUUUUCCGGGUGUUGAAUAAUUAUCCUUUGCAGCAUAAGCUGCUGUUAACGGGAACUCCACUACAGAACAACCUGGAGGAACUGUUCCACCUGCUCAACUUCCUCACUCCUGAGAGGUUCAAUAAUCUGGAAGGAUUUCUGGAGGAGUUUGCGGAUAUAGCUAAGGAAGAUCAGAUUAAGAAGCUGCACGAUAUGUUGGGACCUCACAUGCUGCGGCGUCUCAAAGCCGACGUCUUCAAACACAUGCCCUCUAAAACUGAGCUCAUUGUCCGAGUCGAGCUCAGCACCAUGCAGAAGAAGUACUAUAAGUACAUCCUCACACGUAACUUUGAGGCUCUGAACACGCGCGGUGGUGGGAAUCAGGUGUCUCUCCUGAACGUGGUGAUGGAUCUGAAGAAGUGCUGUAACCACCCCUAUCUGUUCCCCACCGCCGCUAUUGAAGCCCCUAAAAUGCCCAAUGGGAUGUAUGAAGGUGGGGCUCUCACAAAGUCUUCUGGGAAACUGAUGCUGCUGUGUAAGAUGCUGAGGAAGCUGAAGGAGGGGGGGCACAGAGUGCUCAUCUUCUCACAGAUGACGAAGAUGUUGGACCUGCUAGAGGAUUUCCUGGAGAAUGAGGGAUAUAAAUAUGAGCGGAUUGAUGGAGGAGUGACGGGGGUGAUGAGACAGGAGGCCAUCGACAGGUUCAACGCUCCUGGAGCUCCUCAGUUUGUGUUUCUGCUCUCCACACGCGCGGGGGGUUUAGGCAUCAACCUGGCAACCGCAGACACCGUCAUCAUCUACGACUCGGACUGGAACCCACACAAUGACAUUCAGGCAUUCAGCAGGGCUCACCGUAUCGGUCAGAACAGGAAGGUGAUGAUCUAUCGGUUUGUCACCAAGGCAUCUGUGGAGGAGAGGAUCACUCAGGUGGCGAAGAAGAAGAUGAUGCUGACUCACUUAGUGGUUCGACCCGGUUUGGGCUCGAAGGCGGGCUCCAUGUCCAAACAGGAACUGGACGACAUUUUGAAGUUUGGCACUGAGCAGCUGUUUAAAGACGACGCUGGAGAAGGUGAUAAUAAGGAGGAGGACAGCAGCGUGAUUCACUACGAUGAUAAAGCCAUUUCUAAACUGCUGGACCGGAACCAGGACGCCACUGAUGACACGGAGCUGCAGAACAUGAACGAAUAUCUGAGCUCGUUUAAAGUGGCCCAGUACGUGGUUAAAGACGAGGAAGACGAGGAGGAGGUGGACAGGGAGAUCAUUAAGCAGGAGGAGAGUGUGGAUCCGGAUUACUGGGAGAAGUUACUGCGUCAUCAUUAUGAGCAGCAGCAGGAGGUGUUGGCCAGUCACCUGGGGAAAGGCAAGAGACCUCGCAAACCUGUCAACUACAACGACUGUUCACAGGAGGAACGAGAUUGGCAUGACGACCAGUCUGACAACCAAUCAGAUUACUCCGUGGCCUCGGAGGAGGGAGAUGAGGACUUUGACGAGCGCUCUGAAGUGAACAACCGCAGGCCGAGUCGUAAAGGACUGAGGAAUGAUAAAGAGAAGCCGCUGCCCCCCCUGCUGGCCAGAGUGGGCGGAAACAUUGAGGUGCUGGGUUUUAACUCCCGUCAGAGGAAGGCCUUCCUGAAUGCAGUGAUGCGGUAUGGGAUGCCUCCACAGGAUGCCUUCACCACACAGUGGCUCGUCCGAGACCUGAGGGGCAAAUCUGAGAAAGAGUUCAAGGCAUAUGUCUCUCUGUUCAUGCGUCACCUGUGUGAACCGGGUGCUGACGGAGCAGAGACCUUCGCUGAUGGAGUUCCUCGAGAAGGGUUGUCACGGCAACACGUCCUUACACGCAUUGGUGUGAUGUCACUGAUCCGGAAAAAGGUUCAGGAGUUUGAACAUGUGAACGGUCAGUGGUCGAUGCCAUGGAUGAAGGAGUUAGAGGAGAAUAAAAGAGCAGCUGCUGUUGCCAUGGGAGACGACCCCAAAACACCGUCUACUGGAACACCUGGAGACACACAACCCAACACACCUGCAGCAGAGGAGCUGUCCAGAGGGGAGGAGUCAGAACGAGAGAUGGAGGACAGGAUGGAAGGAGAAGGAGAGAAAGACACGAGGAGCACCCGCAUACAGGACGACGAGGUGAUUGAGAUUCCUGAUGAUGGAGAGACCCCCCCGAGUCCGGAGAAGACAGGAGCAGGACAGGAGAUGGAGGGAGACAGCACAUCAUCCUCACUGGAGAAGGAUGGAGGGAUGAAGGAUACAGGAGGAGAAAGAGAGAAAGAGAUGGAAGGUGAAAAAGAGGAGAGCUCUACCUGUUCUCCAAAAAAUGAAGAGGUCAAAGGGGAAAGGUCAGAGGUCACCAGCACCUUAGAUUCUUCUCAACCCAAAGAAGAGUGCCGUGAGGAGAAGAGUGAGAAAUCGGACAGCAACCUAACAGGAGAGGAGAAGAGAGACGUGAAGGAGGAAAAGGAUGGUGCGAGAGCGGAGGAGUCUCGGAUGAACGGAGAGGACGGAGGAGUGGACAGUGAGGAGAAGAAGAAACACGUUAAACAGAGAUUCAUGUUCAACAUCGCUGAUGGUGGAUUCACAGAGCUCCACUCUCUGUGGCAGAACGAGGAGAGAGCCGCCACCGUCACUAAGAAGAUGUAUGACAUUUGGCAUCGUCGCCAUGACUACUGGCUCCUGGCUGGCAUCAUACAACACGGCUACGCCCGCUGGCAGGACGUUCAGAAUGACCCGCGCUUCUCCAUCCUCAACCAGCCCUUUAAAGGGGAGAUGAGCCGAGGGAACUUCCUGGAGAUCAAGAACAAGUUCCUCGCUCGCAGGUUCAAGUUGUUGGAGCAGGCAUUGGUGAUAGAGGAGCAGUUGCGCAGAGCUGCGUAUCUGAACAUGAGCGAGGACCCGUCUCACCCCUCCAUGGCCCUGAACACACGCUUCAGUGAGGUGGAGUGUUUAGCCGAGUCUCAUCAACACCUGAGCAAAGAGAGCAUGAUGGGAAAUAAACCUGCUAACGCUGUACUGCACAAAGUACUUAAACAGUUGGAGGAGUUGCUUAGCGACAUGAAGGCUGAUGUCACUCGUCUCCCAGCGACCAUCGCCCGGAUACCGCCGGUUGCCGUGCGCCUGCAGAUGUCGGAGCGCAGUAUCCUGAGCCGUCUGGCCAGUCGGGGGGCAGAGGUCACCCAAACUCAGGCACCCCGCUGAUGACCCCCCCCCCCUCCCCCCCCCCCAGUAACUGUUUGACCCCUGAGUGACCUUCCCUACUUUAGGCGGUGUCCUAAUCCAGAUUCGCUUCACUAGCUCACACCCUUUGUGCUGGACCAGGUGACACAGCUACCGCGCUGCAUUCACAUUAGCAAGUGACAAUGUGACCUUUGACCCUUUCCCUAAAUUAGGCUGUGUCCUAAUUUGAGCAAGAUAAAAGGAGACACAAGUUAAUGCUAAAGAUUAAUCCCACAAACAAACCACACUCAUGAAUAUUCAGUUUUAUGUAAAUGAGCUCCAGAUGACUGGUGUUACGUCUCUUUACUUCCUCCGUACGAGCGAAACUACAGAAACUACAGAAUUCUACAGAUUUGAAUUAUAGAUGAAAGAUUCGUUAGGAAGCCGUGGUUAUGGGUUAAGGUUAUGAGUUCAGAUCCCAGCACGGCUUUACACACAGGCAGUGUCCCGAAUCGCACCGCACCCAUACCCAAUAACGCAUCAAAAUAGCAUUGUUAGCUAACCAGCUUAGCGUUCCCCACUUCGUGGUGGCUUUUGGCUGUGUCCCAAAUCACCCCUGGAUAGGACUGUGCAGUUCUGACCCAUUAACGCACUGGCACGGUGGAUCGGGAUGCCGCCCUCGGACUGGAACACGUCACGGUACAGCCACGGGCUGCGUCCCAAAUCUCAGAAUACUACUAUACUAAAUAGAGUAGCACCGGCGAUACCAGAGUGUAGAUUGUUAGCUAGCUAAGUGUGUAGGGUUCAAAUGGCUGUGUCACAAAUCGUGUACAAAUGCACUAAAUAGCAGGCCAAAACUGUUCUCCACUAGACCUGAAGCUGGCUGUGUCACAAAUCCCAUACUAGUGCACUGUUUAGAGACACUAUUUAGUGCUGUUUGGGAUGCAGCCCAGAAGGGGGGGAGGUGUCGGUUGUUUGGGAUGCAGUUGUCAUGGUAACAGGCAAAUCAUUUUCCUUGUAACCGCUACAUCUUUAGCUAGCUACCUAACACUGCUCAGGUAGUGUACUAUUAUUUCCACACUAGUUAGUGCACUGGGAAUCAGAGCGUAGAGACUGGAACACACACACACACACACACAGAUGAUGAUGAUGAUGUUAUUAUUGUUGUUGUUAUUGUUGUCUGCUGUUUAUUCCACACAUUAAUUUUUUCCCCUGGUCACUGAAUGAUGAUGUCGCUCAGAAAGCUCCGCCCCUUUUGAUGAGCUCACUUUGUAAUUACUGUGUUACGCCCUUAUUGUUUAUACACAUUAAUAUUGUUGUUUUUUGGGAUUUUAUUUGUUUUUUGAGACCUGCAAUAAAAAUCAUUAACAAGAACAAGGUCUUUUUUAUAUAUACAUUUUGUGUAUGUAUGUGUGUGUGUGUG